Messenger RNA from Folsomia candida, 1486 nucleotides. Its product is annotated as zinc metalloproteinase nas-4. Bases 38 to 577 code for a protein of 179 amino acids. NCBI's taxonomy places the organism in Eukaryota, Metazoa, Arthropoda, Collembola, Entomobryomorpha, Isotomidae. The transcript is spliced from 4 exons. The record is from RefSeq and is a predicted model, not a curated record. Gene Ontology annotation, biological process: proteolysis. Gene Ontology annotation, molecular function: metalloendopeptidase activity; zinc ion binding.
CUAGGCAGUGCAUUACCUGCCUGCCUUGAAGCCAAAUAUGGACAAAACUAUGGAAAUCAUAAUUUUGACGUUAUUCCUCAUCUUGGGGGGAACCUUUGCGGCACCCGUGGAAAAUGGGAAACAUAUAUUUCGAGAUCCAAUUGCUCCUGGCUACGUGAAAUUUGGCGACAUGAUUUUACCCGAGAAUUUCACUCUGGACGGAAGAAAUGCAAUUCCCUACACGCAAUUUAGGUGGCCCCAGGGACAAGUACCUUACGUAAUUGAUUCAUCCGUUUCCAGCUACACAAACCUAAUCGGACAAGCCUUCCAAGAUUACCAUGCAAAAACGUGCAUCCGAUUUGUACCAAGAAGUAGUUUCCACAGGAACUAUAUCAGAAUCUUUGCUGGGCAGGGGUGCUACUCGUAUGUUGGGAUGAUAAAUCAAGGACAGCAACCAGUCAGUCUGGGGCUUGGGUGCAUGAUCAAGGGGACAAUAGUGCACGAACUCGGCCACGCGAUUGGUUUCUUCCACGAGCAGAACAGGUCGGACCGAGACGAUCAUUUGAUCAUUUACUGGAACAAUAUCCAACAAGACUGACAUGACCUUGAAGGAUUACACCGUUCUUCCCUCAACCGCCAUAAUUGCAGCUUCCAUCCCACUCCCGAACACGAUCUGCGCCGUGUACCAGACCCGGGGCCCUAUGUAUGCUUCAGCGUCCCUCGUGUUGUGGGAAGUGCAGGCGAUUGUUGUAAAUUGCGACGUACUUGGGACACCACCAACUUUUCGGACAGACCCUAUUUCUGCGCCAAGUUGGAAAUCUUGGACCACGUGAGUCCUCGAAGUGUAUUUGCCCGCCAAAUCACCAGCACGUGUUUGCUCGAGAAGCCUCCCCGAGAAGUUGACUGGAUGACGGCACCCAUCUAUCGGGGGCUACGGGCGACCAAUGGCCAAUCCUUUGUCGGGAGAAUAUUUCUAGCAAUGAGAUCGUUACCAAUGACAUCGUGAAAGAAAAGUACGGAUUGGCUGGAAGUUAGGGUUGUUAAUAUGUCAUUUGUCAUGACAUGUCGACAUGUCAUAAAUGUCAUAAAUGUCACAAAUGUCUGACAUUUAAAACAUCGUGUCAAUGUCAAUAUUUUUCAAUGUGUCAAUUUGUCAAAUGUCAUGACAUGUCGUGACACAUUGGCAUGGACAUUUUGGACAUUUAUGACAUUUACAAAAAAACCGCCCUCUACGAACGUACGUGGAACCACGGUAGCAGAAAUAUUUUCUACUUUCCAUUCUAACCAUCUGUUUUAUAAUAUUGAAAUCAACAAGUAAUUAUAUAUUUAUGUUCAAAAACUUGUUUUAAAACACCCAAAGUUUAUUGAAUUGUGUUUUUGGUUCAUCUCUCACUCGGUUGAAGUUACUCUUGUAGCAAGAGUGUGGCGACAAUUGUGACCCACAUAAUGAAGUCAUAAGGGAAGAGGCGAUAAGCAUGUUUCUAUGUAGUAAAAUAAUACUAACGAA